AUGGGGAAGCUAGGAGUGUACCCAACAUUACCAGUGACCAAUCUUCUCUUUGCCUUGAAAGCCCGUAUCACUUUUGCCGCUCAUGGUGUCUUGGCUAACAACUGGUCCACAUCAACAUUCGUUUGUAACUGGGUUGGAGUCACUUGUGGUGUUCGCCACCGACGAGUGACAUCAUUGGACCUUUCUGACAUGGCUCUUGAAGGUACGGUUCCUCCAAACCUGGGUAACGUCUCAUUUCUUGUUUCCCUCGACCUCAGUAACAACUCGUUCAGUGGUCAUUUGCCUAAUGAAUUAGUUCAUCUGCGUCGAUUGAAACUCAUGAAUUUGAGAUAUAACAAAUUUAGUGGACAACUUCCGUCAUGGUUAGGUGCCUUGACUGAACUGCAAAAGUUAUUUCUUUGUAGCAAUAGUUUUAUAGGUACUAUCCCACCUUCCUUCUCUAACAUGUCGAAGCUAGAAAGCUUGCGUUUGUCUUCCAAUUUUAUACAGGGAAUGAUUCCGCAAGAGAUUGGAAAUCUUCGGAACUUGAAGAUGUUGGACUUGCAAUAUAACCGGCUUAUAGGCCCCCUGCCACUCACCAUCUUCAACAUGUCUUCACUGCAAUUUAUUGCUUUCACAAGGAAUGGCAUAUCUGGUAAUCUUCCAGCCGAUAUGUGCUAUGGUCUUUCAAAUCUCCAAGGGCUUUAUCUAUCUAGCAACGACCUACAAGGCCAAAUUCCAUCCAAUUUAUAUGAGUGCUCAAAACUUCAGAUUUUGUCACUGUCGAUUAACAAUUUCAAUGGACCCAUUCCUAGAGGGACUUGGAACUCGACUGUGCUUGAGGUUUUAACUCUUGGCGAAAACAACUUCAAAGGUGAAAUUCUGCAAGAGACGAGUAACCUUCUUCAUUUGGAGUUGUUAUCAAUGGAGGAUGUAGGUCUCACUGGUCUCAUUCCAUCUUCCAUCUUUAAUAUCACUUCUUUGCAAAAGCUUUAUCUUUCUGGAAAUAGCUUUACAGGAUGGCGUUGCGAUUCCACAAAAGACGAGCGCAAUCUUCGUCAACGUUUCGCCCCUUGUUAUAAUCACGAUUUUGAUUUGGACCCAACGCGGAUGGCGUUGCGAUUCCACAAAAGACGAGCGCAAUCUUCGUCAACGUUUCGCCCCUUGUUAUAA
Cornus florida is the source of this 1152-nucleotide messenger RNA. Its product is annotated as LRR receptor-like serine/threonine-protein kinase GSO2. NCBI's taxonomy places the organism in Eukaryota, Viridiplantae, Streptophyta, Magnoliopsida, Cornales, Cornaceae. The record is from RefSeq and is a predicted model, not a curated record. The transcript is spliced from 4 exons. Gene Ontology annotation, molecular function: protein binding. Bases 1 to 1152 code for a protein of 383 amino acids.